Messenger RNA from Xyrauchen texanus (razorback sucker), 2624 nucleotides. It is a transcript of the gene tpx2, whose product is annotated as TPX2 microtubule nucleation factor. The record is from RefSeq and is a predicted model, not a curated record. Lineage: Eukaryota; Metazoa; Chordata; Actinopteri; Cypriniformes; Catostomidae. Bases 145 to 2352 code for a protein of 735 amino acids. Gene Ontology annotation, biological process: regulation of mitotic spindle organization; activation of protein kinase activity. The transcript has 17 exons. Gene Ontology annotation, cellular component: spindle; microtubule.
CACAUUCAAACGCAAGAAGCAUUCGCGUCGGAUUGUUUGUGGCCGAAGGAUACGAGGGUCUUUCUUUCGACUUUUGACUAUAUUUUCAGCAUUUUAGGUUGAGAUCAGAGGCAUCGACUUGAAGUGAUUUUGCCUGGUUUAGAUAUGGAAGGGGGCUCUGCUGAUGCGUAUACAUGGGAUGCCCCUUCUCAUGUUAUAGAAUCUAUUGAUGACUUUGCCUUGGACACUCAAGAUAAUGCUGAUCAGUGGUUUGAUUUAAUGGCAGCUCCUAAAAAUGGUACUAUGGAACAGCUCACCACCCCUUUACGGACCACAAAGCCUUUUGAUGGAACCCAUAACACCAACAGACCCAAAGCUUUGGUAUCUCCUAUGGUCAAACAAGAUGAGACCACAAAAUCAGAUGUUACAGAAGGCACCUCUACAAUGGGCUCAACGAACAUUGUCACAUCAUGGGGAAACGGCAAAACUACUGCUGCUCCUGGUCAGGGCCAGAAGUCAGCUCCCGCUCAACCCCGCAGAGUUUCAAAAAGGCCAAUGCCCAAAAAUGACAAUCCUACAGCUCCUUCAACACCACCUAUUGUCAAGAAAAGGAGGAGCUCAACAUCCAGGUCUGCUCGACACAGUGGUGCUGGUGUAAGGAGUAGUAUCAGGCUGAAGAACAAAUCAUCCUUUGCCUCAAAGACUUCUGCUGCUGCCUCGGAUACUGCCUCUGCUGCCAACACUACACACCAGAGAAGCACAGAGCAACAGGAGUUGGAGCGCAUUGAGGCUCUGCAGAAAGAAGUGGCCGAACGGCGCCGUAAGAAUGAGGCCAGCUAUAGGGCUGCACUGGCAGGCUGUCAGCCUCCUAAAAGGCAAGUGCUGUCCACCACUAUUCCCAAAGAGUUUAACUUCCGUUCAGACAGCAGGAUGAAGAACCAUUCAGAUGCUGCCUCUACAGAGGACCACAUGUAUAAGGAGAUGGACUUUACCUCUCAGCUCCGCAAGCACCCAGCUUCCCCUUUGAAAGCUCCAAAGGGAACAACAAUCCCCAAACCCUUCAACCUCUCCAGAGGGAAGAGGAAACUAGAGGAGACUGGAGCCUACAUGCCAAUGGCCCAACAGAUUGAGCUGUUCCAGAAACGCACACCAACCCGCUAUCACUUGCGUAGCCGGCAGAGCCAGGAGAGAGGACCAUCACCGCUGAAGACUUUGAAGCCAAAGAUCACACACCCUAAAACUCCACAGUUGAUGACCCGGCAGAGGAGCCGACCCACACUGAUGAAGAGCACGGCAGAGAUUGAGGCUGAGGAAGCAGAAAAACUUCAGCAGUUUAAGUUCAAAGCUCUAGAACUCAACCGAAAGAUUCUAGAAGGGGCUCUGGUUCCCAAGAAGCCAGCAGUUAAGGAAGCUACCCGCCCAGAGGGCUUCCAGCUGGAGAUUGAGAAGCGACUUCAAGAGAGACAGGCCAGCAAAAUACAAGAAGAACCAGAGGACCACACGUUUCAUUCUAGACCCUUACCCACACGAAUUUUGGAGGAAAUUGUGGGAGUCCCAGAGAAGAAAGUGCUAAAUCCAACUGUGCCAGAAUCACCUGCAUUUGCUCUUAAAAACCGUGUGAGAGUGGAAAAGAAACAGGAAGAGGAAAAGCCUCCUGCUCCGAUUAAAGCACUUGCUGUGCCUCACUACCUGCCCUUCCAGCCCAAACCUCCAGCAAAAAGCCAGGUAGAAAUGUGCCCUUUCUCAUUUGAGGAACGUGAGCGUGAACGGAGGGCAUUAAAGGAGAAGAAACUGGAGGAACUCAGAAAUGAAGAGGUGCCAAAGUUCAAGGCACAACCUCUUCCUGAUUUCCAUGAAGUGCACCUACCUGAGAAAAAAGUCUUGGAGCCAACCAAACUUGCUCCAUUCAAACUGAUGAUUGAUGAACGUGGUGCAGCAAAGGGUGAACGCUGGGAACAGAUGAUGAAAGAAGAAUUGAAACAACAGGCUGAAGCAGCAUGUUUUAAGGCACGACCAAACACCGUAACUCAUAAGGAACCUUUCCAACCAAAGAAAGAGAAUCGCUCCAUCCUUGCCAAUACUACUAAUUCUACAGUUCCGGAGGGCUUCCAGUUGCUGACAGAGCGGCGUGCUAAGGAGCGUCUGGAGUACGAGAAAGAGGCUAGUGAGAAGGAAGCGCUGAAGGCUCACAUGGAAGAAGAGCGGGCUAGAGAACAAGAAGAGCAAGAAAAGGAGGAGAUUGCAAAGCUACGACAGGAACAGGUGCACAAAGCCCAGCCAAUCAGACGCUACAAGCCAGUGGAGUUGAAAAAGAGUGACGUGUCCCUCACAGUACCGCAGUCUCCAAACUUUUCAGACCGGUUCCGCAUGUAAAUGCAUAACAUGGCGUUAGAUCAACUGAAUUGUACAUUGUUCUUUUAUAUUUUUAACGAGUUUUGGUAUGCCUCGACAAGGUCUCUCAAUGUGUAGAAGUUUUUGUGGCUUUUGUACAAGCUUUUUUUUUUUUUUUUUUGUAUUACCCUUUUGUCUAGUAAAUGCAUUUAUCAGGUUGUGAUAACCUUUCUUACUACAUUCUCUUAAAUUCCUCUGUAUAUGCAGCCUGUUUUCUGUCCCUUUUUUACCAUUUUAUUCCAUCUCGCAAUAAA